This is a messenger RNA of Rhodotorula toruloides NP11, 1149 nucleotides long. Its product is annotated as PTK9 protein tyrosine kinase 9. The record is from RefSeq and is a predicted model, not a curated record. The transcript is spliced from 7 exons. Gene Ontology annotation, cellular component: cytoplasm; actin filament. Bases 1 to 1149 code for a protein of 382 amino acids. Gene Ontology annotation, molecular function: actin monomer binding; actin filament binding. NCBI's taxonomy places the organism in Eukaryota, Fungi, Basidiomycota, Microbotryomycetes, Sporidiobolales, Sporidiobolaceae. Gene Ontology annotation, biological process: barbed-end actin filament capping; actin filament depolymerization.
AUGGCUGCUCAGUCUGGCAUCGCACCGACUCAAGAGCUCACGGACUUGUGGACGACCGCUCUCGCUGACCCGCAGAUUGUCAUCAAGGACGAGCAGCUUGUCCCGUCCGGCACCUUCACCUCGACCUCCCCCACCUCGAGUUUGGGCGAGGAGGACGCGGCGAGUGAUGCUGCUUUCGCGGAGGACUUUGCACUGUUCGACCAGGACGGUGUAGUGGAGGAGAACGUUCCGGCGUACUACGCUUACCGCAUCACCGCGCCACCCGCCUCGACCUUCGCCUUCUUCUCCUACGUUCCUGAUCAUGCGCCCGUCCGGCAAAAGAUGCUCUACGCCUCGACGCAGAACACGCUCGUGAAAUCUUUGGGCGACUCGCGGCUACCUCUUUCGAUCUUUGCGACAAGCAAGUCUGACCUUACGCACGCCUCCUACCUCUCGCACAUCGAACACAGCACCGCUUCCGCUCCUCUCACCGCACGCGAAGCUGAGAUGGCGUCGAUCCGAGCGGCAGAAGCAUCUGAAGCGGCCUCUUCGGGCGGGAACGACACCCGACAAGGCAGGAGCAUGAUCUUCGGAAAUCACGAUCUGGAAACUGGGGAGCAAGGAGCGGAUGGAGAGGGGCAGAACGAGGCGAGAGGUGUGCUUCCGUGGGCGGACGAGGCGAAGGAGAAGGUAAGGGAGUUGGGAGAGUCGGGCGAGCCGGGGCAGUCUGUCGCUCUGGAAAUCGACAUCUCGACGGAAACGGUCGUUCUUUCCACUCCGCAACCCUCGUCGCUCUCGCUUCCCACCUCCUCCCCCUGCUACCUCUUCUACAAGCACGCCGCAGGUCUCGUCCUCAUUUACUCGUGCCCGCCUUCAUCGCCAAUCAAGUCCCGCCUCAUCUACUCUUCCGCCGUGCUCGUGCUCUACAAGGUCGCCUUACCGCAGUUCACAGGUCAGAAGAUUAGCAAGAAGCUCGAGACUGACUCGCCAGACGAAGUGGACGCCGCAUGGAUCGACUCCGAACUCGGCCCUUCUGUCGCGACUGUGUCCUCGACUCCAUCAGGCACGGAGACACCAGCAACGGGCAGCGGGACUUCGACACCGCUGCAAGGGCAGAAGGAUGAGGGUAUGAAGUUUGCGAGGCCGGCGAGACCGGGGCGGAAGCGGUAG